GUUGGCCACGCACGCCGGAAGUGGCCGGUCGGCCGGUCUUAGGCGGCGCCCGCAGUGUGGAGCAUCACUUGGGCUGACGGCGACAUGGAACCAGGGACGACCGAGCUGUAUGACCAGGCCCUCCUGGGCAUCCUGCAGCACGUGGGCAACGUCCAAGACUUUUUGCGCGUGCUCUUCGGCUUCCUCUAUCGCAAGACAGACUUCUAUCGCCUGCUGCGCCACCCGUCGGAUCGCAUGGGUUUCCCGCCCGGGGCCGCGCAGGCCCUGGUGCUUCAGGUAUUCAAAACCUUUGACCACAUGGCCCGUCAGGAUGAUGAGAAGAGGAGGCAGGAACUUGAAGAGAAGUUUAGAAGAAAGGAAGAAGAAGAAGCCAAGGCUGCGGCAGGCACCGCAGCCGAGAAGGAGUCAGUCCCAGUGCCUGUGCAGGAAGUAGAGAUCGACUCCACCACAGAAUUGGGUGAGCCUCAGGAAGCAGAGAAAGCGCAGUCUCCAGACACGCAGGAUGCUGUGCAGGAGGUGGCCCGUUGCUCAGAGGAGGCAGACUCUCCAGGAGCAGUUGCAGGUGCUGCCGAAGUCUCCAGAGAACCACUAGCUCUUCCCAGGAUCCAGGAGCAGUUCCAGAAAAACCCCGACAGUUACAAUGGUGCUGUCCGUGAGAACUACACCUGGUCACAGGACUAUACCGACCUGGAGGUCAGAGUUCCAGUGCCCAAGCAUGUGUUGAAGGGGAAGCAGGUCUCAGUGGCCCUCAGCAGUGGCUCCAUCCGUGUGGCUAUGCUGGAGGAAAAUGGGGAGCACGUCCUCAUGGAAGGGAAGCUCACUCACAAGAUCAACACUGAGAGUUCUCUCUGGAGCCUGGAGCCGGGAAAGUGCGUUUUGGUGAACCUGAGCAAGGUGGGCGAGUAUUGGUGGAAUGCCAUCCUGGAGGGAGAGGAGCCCAUAGACAUCGACAAGAUCAACAAAGAGCGUUCCAUGGCCACUGUGGAUGAGGAGGAGCAGGCGGUUCUGGACAGGCUCACCUUCGACUACCACCAGAAGCUUCAGGGCAAGCCGCAGAGCCAUGAGCUGAAAGUCCAUGAGAUGCUGAAGAAGGGGUGGGAUGCUGAAGGCUCUCCCUUUCGAGGCCAGCGAUUCGACCCAGCCAUGUUCAACAUCUCCCCAGGGGCUGUGCAAUUUUAAUGACUGGAAGGAAAGGAAACCUUCGCCAGCAGGGACACAGAGGGCUUGUCCUCAGCUGCCCCCAGCUCCCUGCGUUCCAGGGACUCACUCGCCCUGUUCAUCCCUAGCCAUCCUUUCUUUCAAGGGUGAACCAGGCCUUUCACCCUGACCUUGUAUCUCCAGACUGCUCGAGAAGAGGUGCAGGGCCAGCUGUUGUGUGGUGGCCAUGGUGGCUGACACUGAGUGAAGGUGUUUGAAAUGCAGCAGGGGACAGCCCAGCAAACUGGGAUCACGUGCUUUUGUCUCCACAGCAACCAGCCACUGCAGGCAGCAUUUCUUUCCUUCCCUGCUCUCUGUGUGCUGUUGUUUUGACGCUGUUCUGCUUGCUUUUCUUCUGGUGGGGUAUGGAGGCUAUUGGGCUCUCGGGUGAAACUGAAGUUGUAGUAUAUGGAGCUCAGUGCUUGCAUGAGGGUGAGCAUGGAAUGGCUGUGCAGCUGUUCCUGGGUCUGCUUUGGGAAACUCCUUGCCCUUCGACCUCUCAUUGGGCACAUUCACAUGCAGUCUUGCCCAUCCCUUUGUAAAUGUCCUCUGCCUGCCUCAGCCUCAUAGACAGAGCAGUGGGAACUGGAGUCCUGUUUGCACGUUCUAGAUGUUGGGGGCAAGUAUGGGUUCUGGCCUCAGGCCAGAUGCAAUGGGGAUUCUGUCCUCUGAUUAUGGCUGCCUUGCUGUGGUUCUUGUUGAAGUGAACGAUUUCUGGCUACCGCUGCAUGGCAUGCUCUGCUUGGCUCCCCAUAAGACCUUCCCUUUGGUUGUACUGUGUCAAAGCGUGGGCAGGAGUGGAGACCUGGCAUCCUCAGGAGGAGACCACAGUAUGUCCAUCAGCUCAUCAGCAGAGCACGUCAGCCAUGGGUCCUGCAGCCUUGGCCUUAAAGGGCUUCUGGGAGGAGGAAUUUCUACAUGGGGAGUGAAGGCACACUGUCCCACCGUGACUGAGCCAGAGAGAGUAAAGACUUCCCUGUCCUCAUCCUCUGUGUCAGGUGCUGGACUGCGCUCCCCAGAGUUCAUGGCCCCAUCCCAUCUGUUCUCCAGGGACCAGCCGCCACCUCAGGAACCCUGAGUCUGUGGCCAGAGCUGUGGCUACUGACUGACUCCAGCCGAGGUGCGAAGACCCAAUCAUGGGACAGGAUCUCAGGGGCCUGUGCCCUGUGUACUCAAGGGGCCGUCUGUGUGCCGAUCGCCAAGGACGUGGUGCCACCACCACCCAGUAGUGUCCAUUUGCCUGGCCAUCAAGCUCAGUGCAUGAAUAAGCCAAACAGCAGGUCUCUGCAUCGUGGUGUCAUAUACGACCAGUGAGCAUCAAGGAGCACAGAUGCUGAGGGAAUCUACAGUCAGGGAACAGAGAGCCCUGGCCAUGCACACUCUCUGUGAACACCUGGGGUAGGGGUGGCUAGGAGAGAGUUGGUGGUUGGUGACUGACAGCCCUUGUGAGAAAGUAUCCCUGGGUUAUAUUCUGUGGAUCCAGACAUGUUGCUCUGAUUGUCAAGGGAGGGUAGAGGGCCCCUCAGAUCUCCUUUGGAAUGUGAGAGUCCUGUUGUCUGUUGAGUUGGUGAGGCCCUUCUGAGGAAGUCCUGGAGCCAUGACUCUGUUACCUAUGAGAGGUCCUGAGAAAGCCUUUGUCAUUUUUUCCUGGAGUUGCCAUCAAGGUUCCAGGAUUUGCACACUGCUGUCCCACGAGAGCUUUGCUGCCUCAUGAAAGGAGGUCUCAUGGUGUAUGUGUCACCUGUUCUCCCUGUAGUCCCCGAGUUGACCCCCUUUCAGCCCCCACCCUGUGAACAGUCCUCCAGGAGCAAUGAAGUGGGGAGGCUUUGAGAGUCAUUCACUUCCAUGGUGACUUGUCUUCUUUUUGCCUGAUUUUGUGUUGCAUUUCUCCUCCCUGUCUGGCUUUAAUAAACAAUAAACUGGUGUCUAGGAGGGCAGCUGAGGGGGCAGUGCUGGGUGUUGGCCCUGUGGCAGGAGUAGCUACCCUGUGUCUGGUGCUUGGUGUGUUUGCAGAGCUUGUCCCUGCACUCCCCGCUCCUGGUGAGCCCCGCUGUCUCUGCCCCGAUGCGCCAACCUGGACCGGCCCAGCCUCUAGAGCUGGCACACUCUAUCUGUUUUCUCUUUUUAGACACAACAGCUGCAGUUUGGCCACUAAGUCCCACCAGCUGAGGUCCGAGGAAAGCGGGGUGACUCAUUCCCCUGGUCUAGGGGCCCAGGAGAGUGGGGUGUCCAGCCUGCAAAGCUGCUCUGGCUCCUCGGUGUUGGUUUGCAAUAAAUCUGUAUUUAAUCGGUC
Messenger RNA from Carlito syrichta (Philippine tarsier), 3490 nucleotides. RefSeq names its product NudC domain containing 3 (gene NUDCD3). The record is from RefSeq and is a predicted model, not a curated record. NCBI's taxonomy places the organism in Eukaryota, Metazoa, Chordata, Mammalia, Primates, Tarsiidae. Gene Ontology annotation, biological process: protein folding. Gene Ontology annotation, cellular component: cytoplasm. Bases 85 to 1179 code for a protein of 364 amino acids. The transcript is spliced from 6 exons.